UUUCAUUGAUCUCACACAAAAAUACACACGGUCCCAGGCUUCAAAUGGGACCGUGUGCUUUGGUCAGAUUAGACCAAGAUUGAGCAACAAACACUCUAAGUGGGUCUGGCGUGCCACGAAAGAUGCGCAUGCUGAAAAGCACCUCAUACCCACUGUGAAGAAUGAGGGUGGGUCAGUGAUGCUGUGGGGCUGUUUCGCUUCCAAAGGCCCUGGGAACCUUGUUAGGGUGCAUGGCAUCAUGAUUGCUUUGAAAUACCAGGACAUUUUAAAUCCGUUGCCCUCUGCCCGAAAGCUGAAGAUGGGUCUUCACUGGGUCUUUCAGCAUUUUGUUGUGGCUAUGUGUGUGGCAAAAGUGAUUAUGUGUUAUCACAGCUGGUGUGAGUAGCGACUCAAAAAGCUUUUCUUAUAAGUCUCUUAAAAGGAUACAUUGCUAAGGUGUACAUGGUAGCAACAAUUGGCGCACACAAAGGUCACUGUAAGUUUCAUCAGACAUGAAUGUAUGAGAAAAAUCAAACAUGUUGUACAUAUUUUAUCCCAAGAUUAAUGUCUCCACAACGAAAACAUGCUUAUUAUUCGUUUUAUACAGAAUCUUUUCCAUAUACUCAGUGAACUAGAAAUUUGAGUCAGGAGCUCGGUAGACACCGCAGAUAAUUAUGUUUUCACAAUUGGGGAUUAGGAGCUCAUUUGUAAUACAUUCCAGGAGAUUGUCAAUCAUAAUUGCAACACCCCUCCCCCUUAGAUGCCCGAUUCAUUUGUGUCAUGUUAUAUCAAAUUAAAGUCAGAGCCUUUGCUAUCUUUAGUAGAUAAUCCUUAAUGUGUUCAAGAUUCUUGUAGAGACUCCUGCCGUUGAUAAGUUUCAGCUUACCGUCCACAUCCACAAGUUGUUAUGUACGCUGUGUAGUAUUUACAGUUAUCCAGCUAUUGUAGUCAGCUGGUCAAGACUCGUAAUAGCUUUAAUCUUCAUAUCUUGCGUCUUGACCAGGAUCCUGCAAUCCGAACCCAGGUGUUGGCUAUUAUCCCAGCUUUCUUGAGUUGACGUGCUUUUCUUGCAAUUUCGGCAUUUCGGCGAGUCAAGUUGUCAUUCAAAAAAAUCUUCGACUCUUUCAGGUGGUGGCGCUGGUUAAGCAGGGCAGUCUCGGUCUUGUGGUCUGCCAGCUACAUGAGCACCGUCGCCGGGCCUGUCCCCCCAGAUGGGAGCAGAAGGCAGCGACGGAUGUCCAGCGGUUCCAUGAUGAAAAUCUUUUAAAAGGACCAAGCCUUGAAAAGCUUCCUUUACAAGUCUGCGUCCAGAUGUCUUCAUCGCAUUUUUGAGCGGCACUCUGCUGUCCGCCAUCUUGUGUUGGUCAUUCCGGAGUUGCUGCAGAAAACCAAACAAUAGCUCCGGUAGUCUGGAUAUGGAGCUGGUUGCCACACAAGAGGACCCACAGGUAUUCAUUUACAGUACAUACGAUUUACCAUAGACUUCAUAAUUGUAUUGACGAGUCAAUUCGGCCAGCCACUGCGUAACGCCUUCAAGCAGGGGGCCAGGCAUCCCUCAGUCCGCUUCAGUUAUUCGGAGUCGGUCGUAGCGACACAUGCAGCAUUCAACGCCAGAUUUAGGAUAAAAGUACGAAAGCUGUACCGCAUACUAACAGGAAGGAUUGUCUCAGGAGUGAUUUGUUCGAGGAUUCAAGGUAAUUAUUAUACUUCUAGUAUCAUGCAUGCAUUUUGAAACGUGAAAAAAAUCAAUGGGAGAAAUUAGCUGCUACGGCAUUGGCGUCAAAGUUCGCAAUAUUUACGUAAAAUAAAUGCUUACUGCAGUUUUUUUUGCUUUUAACCAAGAAUCGAGACUGUUUUACGUCCAUAUCUAUAAGGAAUUCAGUUCAAUUCCUUUAUUGUCAUUGCAAGCAGAGCAAACAACGAAAUUGGAAAGCUACUCCGUGGGACCAUAAAACACAAGACAAUAAAAUAACACACAACUAAAACAUACCACUGAAUAAAAGACAAGAAUAAAUUAUUGUGCAAAAGGCGCUACAUAGCAGCAUCAUGAAGAAUUAGUGCUGUUCAGUAUUAAGAACGCGGAUGGCCCUGGGAAAAAAAUCUCUGAGUCUAGUUGUACGUGACCUCAGGGAGUUAAGCAUUUAUUUACAAGAAUUUUGUACGUAAAAAGCUCUGUUUACAUCAGGCGGCAGCUAGCUACAUUCACUAACAGACUAGCAUUGUACUUUGACAUAUUUACUAUUCGUAAAAUAAAUGCUAACUGCCCGUUUUUUUUUGUUUUUUUUUAGCUUUUAACGGAGAAUCGAGACUUUUUUAAGUCCAUAUCUAUAAAUACUUCUGGGAUUUAAGCAUUUAUUCAAAAUAAUUAUCACCGGAAAAGCUCUGUUUACAUCAGGCGGCCGCUAGCUACAUUCACUGACAGACUAGCAUUGUACUUUGACAUAUUUACUGUUCGUAAGAUAAAUCCUAACUGCCCGUUUUUUUGUUCUUUUUUUAGCUUUUAACGAACAAUCGAGACUGUUUUAUGUCCAUAUCUAUAAAGACUUUGGGGAUUUAAGCAUUUAUUCACAAGAAUUAUCACUGGAAAAGCUCUGUUUACAUCAGGCGGCCGCUAGCUACAUUCACUAACAGACUAGCAUUGUACUUUGACAUAUUUACUGUACGUAAAAUAAAUGCUAACUGCCCGUUUUUUUUUUUAGCUUUUAACGAAGAAUCGAGACUGUUUUACUGUAUGUCCAUAUCUAUAAAGAAUUCGGGGAUUUAAGCAUUUAUUCACAAGAAUUUUCACCGGAAAAGCUGUUUACAUCAGGCGGCAGCUAGCUACAUUCACUAACAAACUAGCACUGUACUUCACCGUAUUUACUUUACGUAAAAUAAAUGCUGACUGCCCUUUUUUUUUUUUUUUUUUUUAGCUUUCAACGAAGAAUCGAGACUGUUUUAUGUCCAUAUCUAUAAAGACUUCGAGGAUUUAAGCAUUUAUUCACAAGAAUUAUCACCGGAAAAGCUCUGUUUACAUCAGGCGGCCGCUAGCUACAUUCACUAACAGACUAGCAUUGUACUUCGACAUAUUUACGUGGAAUAAAUGCUUACUGCAGUUUUUUUUUUUUAGCUUCUAACUAAGGAUCGAGACUGUUUUACAUCCAUAUCUAUAAGGAAUUCAGGGAUUUGAGCAUUUAUUUACAAGAAUUUUCAACGAAAAAAGCUCUGUUUACAUCAGGCGGCAGCUAGCUACAUUCACUAACAGACUAGCACUGUACUUCGACAUAUUUACUGUACGUAAAUUAAAUGCUAACUGCCCUUUUUUUUUUUUAGCUUUUAACGAAGAAUCAAGACUGUUUUAUGUCCAUAACUAUAAAGACUUUGGGGAUUUAAAGGGGAUGUAGCGGCAAAGGGGGUGUGAGACAUCAAUAGAACUGUUAUGUGCCAAGAUAACAAAUACUGAUAAAGUUAACAAAAAAAUCAAUCACAUUAAUGAGCAAUUAUCGAAAAUAGAUCGAAAAUGACGAACAUUACCGAAAGUGUUCCGGAAAUAGCCGAGGCGGAGCUAGGUGCCAUUGUUUUUUAACGACGAGAGAGUAGCGUUGGGGUUUGUUUGACCAAAACAUCACAACAAUGGUUCAAAACUGCUGUGCUAUGUGGUGUACAAAUAGUUAUUUAUCGGAAUAUAGUAUCCAUGAGUUCCUGAACGCGAAAAAAAAAAGCUGGACUACACAGAAAAUGGGUAAAGUUCGUCUGUGCAAAGAGGGCUAAUUUUCUAGACACAGCCUCCGGCACGCUUUUCUGUGGUGCGCAUUUUCCAACUGAAAGCUUCUCGAACUACGGACAAGUGAAAUUGGAUUUUGCUAAAAAAUUGCUGGUCAAAGGAGAUGCGGUGCCGACCAUACAGGCACAGCCACCUAAAUGUCCCGAGAUAUCAAGAGAGAGGACGAUGACUGGUAAAGGAGGCUAAAGCUAAGCAAAGGAGGGGAGCAGCCAAGUUCGAAAUGGCCAGAGUGAGCACUCUUUUAUAAUAAAAAAAAAAAUGUCACGCAUUGGAUACAGGACUGGACACAUGUAUAAAUUAUCGUUCGUAAAAUAUAUAGAACAAAUCCUCUGAUCCCAUUCAUAUUUGUGUGUUUGGCAGAGCGAAAAGCUAAGAUAGCGCAAUAAAUGAUAAUUAUUCUAUGCAUUCCUUUAUUUUGCAAUCACGGUGUAUCAGCUUCACAAAAAGAAAUGCAAAAGAAAUCAUUGGUGUUUCCCACAUGAUCUGCUGCCGAUGUUUCAUCACUGUCAUUGCUCCCCUCAAUGACCGUUUAAUUACGCUGCAUUGGCGUUCGUUUGGGCUCAAAUUGGUAACCUAAAACACCGAUUAAAGCUUUGUAACUCUCCUCGUCACCAUUAGAUGAACAUUCGUUACGUCCUUCUACGUCGGAUUCGUCGCUGAAACUAGAAACAAAAUUGUCUGCCAUCAUCGCCGCCAUUCAGUAUUAAAGCACUGAGCCUUUUUCUUGUUGAAGAAACAGCCCUCACUGUCAAUUCUGAAUUCUCUUUUAUUGACAACGAGGGGUGUUUCUUCAUGAGGGAAUAUGUGCAGGACGAACACAAUGCAUCAGCAUAAACAGCUCAAAACACCCCUAAUUCUCCCCUCACUAGAAGGAAUUAUAUUGAUGCAGAGAGGCGCUGCCCCCCUAGUGGCCGGUGGCACUCUCUUCACUUGUCGUGACGUCACGCACACAAUCUGCCAGAUCUCGGGCGCCGGUCGUUUUAGCUUGACAAUCGAGCCAAAUUUCUCUCAUUUUCUUGUGUGUAAUUACACGAAGUGGCAUGAUAUGAAUACAAAAGGCAUGCGUUUAUGGAUAAAUGAUGGAAUAUUAAAAUUUUCCCAGGGCACUACAUACCCUUUAAGCAUUUGUUCACAAGAAUUAUCACCGGAAAAGCUCCGUUUAUAUCAGGCAACCGCUAGCUACAUUCACUAAUCGACUAGCAUUGUACUUCGACAUAUUUACUGUACGUAAAUUAAAUGCUAACUGCACGUUUUUUUUUUUUUUUAGCUUUUAACAAAGAAUACUUUUAACAAAGAAGACUUCGGGGAUUUAAGCAUUUAUUCACAAGAAUUAUCACCGGAAAAGCUCUGUUUACAUAAGGCGGCCGCUAGCUACAUUCACUAACAGACUAGCAUUGUACUUCGACAUAUUUACGUGGAAUAAAUGCUUACUGCAGUUUUUUUUUUAGCUUCUAACUAAGGAUCGAGACUGUUUUACAUCCAUAUCUAUAAGGAAUUCAGGGAUUUGAGCAUUUAUUUACAAGAAUUUUCAACGAAAAAAGCUCUGUUUACAUCAGGCGGCAGCUAGCUACAUUCACUAACAGACGAGCAUUGUACUCCGACAUAUUUACUGUACGUAAAUUAAAUGCUAACUGCCCGUUUUUUUGUUUUUGUUUAGCUUUUAACGAAGAAUCGAGACUGUUUUCUGUCCAUAUCUAUAAAGACUUCAAGGAUUUAAGCAUUUAUUCACAAGAAUUAUCACUGGAAAAGUUCCGUUUACAUCAGGCGACCGCUAGCUACAUUCACUAAUCGACUAGCAUUGUACUUCGACAUAUUUACUGUACGUAAAUUAAAUGCUAACUGCCCGUUUAAAAAAAAUUUUUUUUUUUUUAGCUUUUAACAAAGAAUACUUUUAACAAAGAAGACUUCGGGGAUUUAAGCUUUUAUUCACAAAAAUUUUCACCGGAAAAGCUCUGUUUACAUCAUGCGGCCGCUAGCUACAUUCACUCACAGACUAGCAUUGUACUCCGACAUAUUUACUGUACGUAAAUUAAAUGCUAACUGCAUGUUUUCUUGUUUUUGUUUAGCUUUUAACGAAGAAUCGAGACUGUAUUAUGUCCAUUUCUAUAAAGACUUCGGGGAUUUAAGCAUUUAUUCACAAGAAUUAUCACCGGAAAAGCUGUUUACAUCAGGCGGCAGCUAGCUACAUUCACUAACAGACGAGCAUUGUACUCCGACAUAUUUACUGUACGUAAAUUAAAUGCUAACUGCCCGUUUUUUUGUUUUUGUUUAGCUUUUAACGAAGAAUCGAGACUGUUUUCUGUCCAUAUCUAUAAAGACUUCAAGGAUUUAAGCAUUUAUUCACAAGAAUUAUCACUGGAAAAGUUCCGUUUACAUCAGGCGACCGCUAGCUACAUUCACUAAUCGACUAGCAUUGUACUUCGACAUAUUUACUGUACGUAAAUUAAAUGCUAACUGCCCGUUUAAAAAAAAAUUUUUUUUUUUUAGCUUUUAACAAAGAAUACUUUUAACAAAGAAGACUUCGGGGAUUUAAGCUUUUAUUCACAAAAAUUUUCACCGGAAAAGCUCUGUUUACAUCAUGCGGCCGCUAGCUACAUUCACUCACAGACUAGCAUUGUACUCCGACAUAUUUACUGUACGUAAAUUAAAUGCUAACUGCAUGUUUUCUUGUUUUUGUUUAGCUUUUAACGAAGAAUCGAGACUGUAUUAUGUCCAUUUCUAUAAAGACUUCGGGGAUUUAAGCAUUUAUUCACAAGAAUUAUCACCGGAAAAGCUGUUUACAUAAGGCGGCCGCUAGCUACAUUCACUAACAGACUAGCAUUGUACUUCGACAUAUUUACGUGGAAUAAAUGCUUACUGCAGGUUUUUUUUUUAGCUUCUAACUAAGGAUCGAGACUUUUACAUCCAUAUCUAUAAGGAAUUCAGGGAUUUGAGCAUUUAUUUACAUGAAUUUUCAACGAAAAAAGCUGUUUACAUCAGGCGGCAGCUAGCUACAUUCACUAACAGACUAGCACUGUACUUCGACAUUUUUACUGUACGUAAAUUAAAUGCUAACUGCCCUUUUUUUUUUUUUUUUUUUAGCUUUUAACGAAGAAUCGAGACUGUUUUAUGUCCAUAUCUAUAAAGACUUCGGGGAUUUAAGCAUUUAUUCACAAGAAUUAUCACCGGAAAAGCUCUGUUUACAUAAGGCGGCCGCUAGCUACAUUCACUACCAGACUAGCAUUGUACUCCGACAUUUUACUGUACGUAAAAUACAUGCUAACUGCCCAUUUUUUAAAAUUUUUUUUUUAGCUUUUAGCCAAGAAUCGAGACUGUUUUAUGUCCAUAUCUAUAAAGAAUUCUGGGAUCUUAGCAUUUAUUUACAAGAAUUCUCACUGGAAAAGCUAUGUUUACAUCAGGCGGCCGCUAGCUACAUUCACUAACAGACUAGCAUUGUACUUCGACAUAUUUACAUAAAAUAAAUGCUUACUGCAGUUUUUUUGCCUUUAACCAAGAAUCGAGACUGUUUUACGUCGAUUUCUAUAAAGAAUUCAGGGAUUUAAGCAUUUAUUCACAAGAACUUUUAACGAAAAAGCUCUUUGUCUGUGAUUCAACUCGGUCAGCCAACAAUGCAGGCCCCCUAUUUAUCGGCCCAGCGCCCCGUGUCCCAUCAAUACAUUAUGAAGUCUGUCGAUUUACUAAUUAAAUGUUAAUUCUGAGAUCGACGUACUUCUUCGUCACGAGUAUGGCCUUAAAAAUGGUGGCGAGGGGGCUACCAGGGCGGACGUGGAGUACGCCGACAUCAACUUCUCCGCGCUCAAGAGAAACAACACCAGGGAGGCGGCGACUAAUCACCAGGCCACCGAGUACGCAGAGAUCAAGACAAAAGACGAUGGUGACCAAUUGUGCGAGUGUGCCAACGAUAAAGAAGAGCAAAAAAUGGAGGACAGGACACAAUGCGACAAUGAUAAGGAAGAGGAGGCCUUAUAUUCAAACAUGAAUGACGCCAUGUUGUCAUGAGUGAUCACGCUCAUAAUUUUCAACUGUAGUGCAUAGUCCUAAACUUUUGUAGGAUCUUUUGUGUGGUCACUGGUGACAUUUCUCACGUUGCAGCGUGUGACCUGAUACAAAACAUAAAUUCACACAGCAAAUGACCGCGCAAAAAGCUCAGUCUUGGUCUCAUCUGACCAAAGCACACGGUCCCAGGCUUCAACUGAGACCGUGUGCUUUGGUCAGAUGAGACCAAGAUUGAGCUUUUUGGAACCAAACAGUCUAAGUGGGUCUGGCGUGCCACGAAAGAUGCACAUGCUGAAAAGCACCUCAUACCCACUGUGAAGUAUGCGGGUGGGUCAGUGAUGCUGUGGGGCUGUUUCUCUUACAAAGGCCCUGGGAACCUUGUUAGGGUGCAUGGCAUCAUGAAUGCUUUGAAAUACCAGGACAUUUUAAAUAAAAAUCUGUUGCCCUCUGCCCGAAAGCUGAAAAUGGGUCAUCACUGGGUCUUUCAGCAAGACAAUGACCCUAAACAUAUGGCCAAAUCUACACAGAAAUGGUUCACCAGACACAAAAUCAAGCUCCUCCCAUGGCCAUCUCAGUCCCCAGAUCUUGUUUUGUUGGCAAAAGGGGGUUGUACCAAGUAUUAACACCAGGGGUGCUAAUAAUUGUGAGACACAUUAUUUGAUGUCAAAUAAUUAUUUCUUUAUGUGGGAUUUUUUUCCCCACUGAAUACCCUAAUUUUUGGACUAUAAACCGCUACUUUUUUCCCUCAUUUUGAAUCCUGCGGCUUGUAGUCCAGUGUGGCUUAUUUGUUGAUUUAUUUGGGUUAAUAGGUAACAGCGGCAUCAUAAGACUGUCAUAAGAACAUCAUAAUUAUGACAUAUCACUAUCAUGGGCAUUACUGAAUGCUUAUGACAGAUGUCAAUAUGUGUCAUGUGGCAUAUUAUGUCACUAAAUCCAUUUAUGUCCAGCUCAUAUCUUUUACGUCCAUUCAAAAGUGAGAUAAUUUGCUGGAUGACACUAACUGACAUCUGUUAUAGGCAUUCAUUAACGCUUAUGACAGUGUCAUGUAAUAAUUAUGACUGUCUUAUGACAGGAUUAUGGCACCACUAUCCAAGAAAAUGUGACCAAAUACCAUAACUAGCAAUUUAUGAAACAACUGGAACAGUAACUGAAGAAAUAAUUAGCAGAACAUGACUGUUAUUUACAUCUGUAGCGCCGCCAUGCAUGCUAGGAGGAAUGUUGGAUGACAACAGUGUUGAGAGCAAGUGGCAGCAGAGGUUGACUGUCUACCCCAAGGAAGCAGUGAUGGCCAAAUGUAGCUUUUAGUUAGGGUGACCAUAUUUUGAUUUCCAAAAAAGAGGACACUCGGCCCUGCCUCGAGAUUCUUGAAUUUUACUCGAAGAUCACUCAAAGAUGCGUAUAUCUCCCACUUUUUUUUACUCAACAGGCUUUAUUCUUCCUAAAAAAAAAAUAAUCAAACAAUAAAAAAUUUCCAAAUAAGUAUAAUUAUUUAAAAAAUUAUAUAAUGCAGACUCAUGGAAAUGUAGUCCAGUUAAUACACACACACAAUUGGCUAUGUGCCAACUCAACAUUUUUUAAAAUUACGAUCACGACAAUUGUCGUCGACAAAAUGUUAUUCCCACUCAAUUUUUAUUCUCAUACAAUGUUCUAAAUUGUACGCAAACAAUAACUGAAAUAAACUGACAAGCGAUUCAGCCAGCAUGUUUCCAACCGCAGCAGUUCUAAUUCAAAACUACAUUGCCCAUAAUGCCUAGCGCAGCUGAGCUCACUGAUUGCUAUUAGGGAAUACGGGAGCCGAGGCAAAAUCAGACUUUGCUAGUUUACUACCAUCGCCAGCGCAAAGAUGCGACAACAAACGGGAUUUUACAGAUUACACCAGUACAAAUCUCCGACAGAAGUCAACAGUUGCCAUUAUAUACGUAUUUAUCGUAAAAAAAAACCUCAUAAGCAACACAGCUAUUUCGCUAUACUAGCAUUCAACCACUAACAAGACCAAUUACAAGACUCAUACAAUAUACUGCAUCUCUGUGUACACAUAUAACCCUAUGUACAACAGAAGACAGGUGAUCGACAUUAACAGGAGAAACUUACAGAAAGGUGUAUGGAGCCACGUCUUUUAGAACUUCUUAUUGAACUCCUUACUGUAGUCUGAGCUCUCGCCAAACUGUCAGUAGAUGGUGGUAAUUCCCCAUGAAACAAAGGGUGAACUGCCAACAAAAAAGAAGAGGAAGAUCUACUCCUUCUCCCGCUCCUGCUAGUAGGAGCAACGUCAACGCAGGCAAGCGCUGCCCCCUAGCGGCCGGAGGAAUUCUCUUCAAGUUGGUCCCGUAAAAAAAAAAUCAUAAAAACCGGACAUUUUUAUGAAUUUAUAAAACCCGCCCGGACAACGAGGAUACUGCGUGAAAGUAGGACUUGUCCGGGCAAAAGAGGACGUUUGGUCACCCUACUUUUAGUGACUGUAAGGCUUUGCAGCCAAUUGGUUCAAAGCUUAAUGGUGGUUCAUUUGGUCUCAUGACAGUCUUAUGGUGCCAUUGUCAAAUGAAGUGUUACCAGUUAAUAUCUUUUGGUGUAAAUAUCCCAUAAUACAAUGAGGACAACUGCGGCUUAUAGUCCAGUGCGGCUUAUCUAUGAACAAAUGCCGUUUUCAUGUCAAAUAUGGCGGCUUAUAGUCAGGUGCGUCUUAUAGUCCAGAAAUUAUGGUAAAUGCACCUGUAUUGAAGGUUGGAUUUUUCUCUUUUUUUCCAUUAAGGUCCCAUAUUAUUUGAAUUAAAAAUAUAUAUAUAUUAGAAGCUAAAAAACACAUCUUAACCAGGGGUGCCAAUAAUUAUGGAGGGCACUGUUUGUGAAUGAUUGACAUUACAAUGCUACACUUCUUACAGACAUCGCAAAUCAAAAUCUCUUUAUUCUUUCAUUGCAAACUGCAAGUGUGCCUUAUAUUGUGGCUGUACAGUAAAUCCUGUUGAGCUUCUCUUAAGUUCAUUGUUCUCACAAUGCCGCUCGCUAGUGUUUGUCCUUGACACACAUACACACACACUCCUUCCUUUUUGUGAUUUUGACAGUAUGGUUCCUUUAGGACAGGGGUCCCCAAACUACGGCCCGCAGCCACAUUUGGUCCGGCCCCCUGAACAACAACAACAAAAAAAAUGUUUAAAAAAAAAAAAAAAAAAAAAAAAGGUUUUUUUUUUUCCCCCCCAAUAGAGUUAUUUAUGUCCUGGCUUUUUUCUGUGAAGAACUGAGCAAUGGUUAUUUGGUUAUUAUCUAUUUAAUUAAUACAGUAUUAUUAUAUUAUAUUAUAUUACAUGAUAUUAUAUUAUAUUAUAUUUAGGGGUGCACAUAAGUGGUCCGCACAUGCGUACUGGACGUAGACAAACGCGCUGGCCCUCAACGGCUUCCAUACGCUUUUGCGUACCGAUGGCUGACCACUCUAUUUGCGGCGGACACGAGAAAAUAACUUCUCAAAAUGUCGAUGAGGCAGGCCACACUGAGUAAUUACUUCCGUGUUCCCCCACCCCCGUCAAAAGACAGACAGACGACAGAGACGUCACCGGAGCUACCGAAAAAAAGGACUUUUGCUGAAAAGUGGCUACAGGAGGUACCAUGGCUAGAAGCGAAUGAUGCUCGCACGGAAAUGCGGUACAAAAUGUGCCGUGAGAAUCCCAAUGUCGCCGAUUAGAGCAACGCAUUUUAUGUAGGGUCAAAGAAUUUCAGCCAUCCAAACUUUGAAAAGCACGAAAAAAACAGAGAGCAUGUGGCAAUUAAGCAAACUAUCAAUGUCAAACAGGACCUUACUCGCCCUAUGGACAUGUGGCGGAAUAGGGCGGAAUAAAGGUAAUGAACAGCGACAUGCACUGACAAACGUGUUUUUGCUCGCAUUUUACAAAGCUAAACAUGCACGUUCAAUGAGGUCUUAUGAGGAGGACAUCCCACUUUUAAAAAGGCUUGGAGUUAAUGUGGGAGCCGCAUAAUGCCCUUUAUUUUGAAUUGGUGCUUUUAUGUUUAUUUCUUUACAUUUCACUUCAAAGUAAUGGCAAUUUUGUUGUGCCAGUUGAUGUUAAUCAAGCAUUAACUGUUAAUAUAAUUACUCAAAGUUAAUUGGCUCUAAGUAAAGCUUGUCAUAAAUUUAUUGCAUCAGGUGGGUCGGCUCUCAAGCUCAAUGAGGACCAAGUCACAUCUCCAGGUCCUCCUCUGAGAACCUGGGCAAAAAAAUUAUGUGCACCCCUGAUUAUAUGAUAUGAUAUGAUAUAUUAAGGGCAGUCAAAGUUAUCGCGUUAACGGGCGGUAAUUAAUUUUUUUCAUUAAUCACGUUAAAAUAUUUGACGCAAUUAACGCAUAUGCCCCGCUCAAACAGAUUAAAAUGACAGCAGUGUCAUGUCCACUUGUUGUGUUUUUUGUCUCCCUCUGCUGGCGCUUGGGUGCGACUGAUUUUAUGCACCAUGAGCAUUGUGUAAUUCUUGACAUCAACAAUGGUGAGCUACUAGUUAAUUUUUUUGAUUGAAAAUUUUACCAAUUUUAUUAAAACGAAAACAUUAAGAGGGGUUUUAAUAUAAAAUUUCUAUAAUUUGUACUAAAAUCUAUCUUUUAAGAACUACAAGUCUUUCUAUCCAGGGAUUGCUUUGACAGAAUAUUAAUGCUAAUGCCAUCUUGUUGAUUUAUUGUUAUAAUAAACAAAUACAGUACUUAUGUACAGUAUGUUGAAUGCAUAUAUCCGUCUUGUGUCUUAUCUUUCCAUUCCAACAAUAAUUUACAGAAAAAUAAGGCAUAUUUUAGAGAUGUUUGAAUUGCGAUUAAUUACCAUUAAUUUUUAAGCUGUGAUUAACUCGUUUAAAAAUUGUAAUCGUUUGACAGCCCUAAUUAUAUUAUAUUAUAUUAUACUAUAUUAUAUGAUAUCAUUUUUAUUUUAUUUACUUUGGUUCCGUGAAGAAUCCAGAAAGGGUUAUUUGAUUGUGGCUUUCUGAAAAACAAUACAUUUUUACAUUUAGGCACUCCUGCAAUCGUCACACUUUUUCUGUUACAAACUGACCCCGGCCCCUCAUCAGAGAAGAGAAGGGUUAUGUGGCCCUCACAGGAAAAAGUUUGGGGACCCCUGCUUUAGGAGGAUCUUUGUUGACAUAUUUUCACCGCAUGCACAGCUGGUUGUGUGGUAAGAAAUCCCAUAACGGCAGGCGAUGGAGCCAUGAUGAAAUUUUCGAGCGAAAUCUCCAAAAUAUUAACACUUUAAGGUCGGAGGACUGGAGAUUUAGUGACGCCAAAAUCGAAUUUAACAUCCUCUGAUUAUUUUUUUUUUUUCAAGAUGAUUGGCCAAUAUCUUUUGUGAAGCACAAAGCACAAGAUUUUAUUAAAUCUUCUCUAAAUAACACAUACACUGAAGAAAAUAAGUAUUCGAACACCCUGCUAUUUAUCAUGUCCGCCCCAUUAGAAAUCCAGGUGGUGUCUGAAAUUUUCAUCGUAGGUGCAUGUCCACUGCGAAAGACAUAAUCUCAAUAGAAAAAUCCAGAAAUCACAAUGCAUGAUUUUUUAAUAACUUAUUUGUGUGAUACAGCUGCAAAUAAGUAUUUGAGCACCUGUCUAUCAGCUAGAAUUCUGACCCUGAAAGACCUGUUAGUCAACCUAUUAAAGGUCCACCUCCACUCCAUGUAUUAUUUUGAAUCUGAUGCACUUGAAGUUCAGAAGAAGGCAAUAAGGAUUAUCCAUAAAGCCCCUUAUAGAGCUCACACAAAUGAGCUAUACAUCAAAUCUAAGUAGAUUGGGAAUAAACUGUAAUGAUGUAUAUUAUGAGAUUUUUGAAACUUCUUUAAAACAUGUUUUAAUAUUUUUAUUUCAUCACACUGAAAAGCUUAUAAAAUACAAGCACAUAUACAUGACAACAUUUUUAGAGUAAUGAAAAAUCAUGACAAAUGAUUGCAUUAAUACGGUUUCAUAGUUUAUUAGUUACAAUUUUAUUUUCAAAGUGUUGAAGAACUGUGCUUUAAAAAAAAAAAAAAAAUGUGUUCAAAUAUCUACAUAUUUUGAACACUUGUGAAUGCAGAUAUACAGUAUAUAUCAUUUACAACCGUGUUCUGGCAUGUUGAGACAAGUGAUUAAAGUAUAAUAAUGCAUCAUUACAGUCAAAAUAAUCGAUUAACACACCACCAUUACACACACUUUUAUUUUUGUCAAAUAUUUCUAACCAUUCUAUUAGAGUUUGCAGGUGUACCUAAUGGAGUGUCCGAUGACCAACAAGAUUACAGAGUUUGCAGGUGUACCUAAUGGAGUGUCCGAUGACCAACAAGAUUACAGGUAGAUACUGUGUUAAAAUAAUGUCCUCACAUGAUUGCACGUGCACGUUUGUACUUAAACAGAUUACCCAUUAUUGGAUUACAUGUUCCGCUAGUUGGAAGGACACUUGAAACAGGCGAAGACGAGAGGACAACUGAAGUGUAGAGAUUACCCAUUAUUGGAUUACAUGUUCCGCUAGUUGGAAGGACACUUGAAACAGGCGAAGACGAGAGGACAACUGCAGUGUAGCGAGAUGGUGGACGUACUCAAAGGCGUGAACCUGCUGGAAACCCUUAAAGACUCUAUGGAGCAUAAUAAUUUGUCCGAGGUCAAAGACGCGGUGGAAGACCUCCUCAUCAGCAGGCUCAACUUGGCUGUGGCGGGUGAGCGUUCGGUGGAGAAAACCACCUUUAUCAACUCACUUCACGGAAUCCCUGCUGGUGACGAAGGGGUGGUUCCCUCGUCGUCGGUCGCCACUGAGGACUUGAGGUGCUAUCCUAACCCCGCUCACCCCGACUUCCGGAUGUGGGACCUUCCGCCAAUCCCCAUUGUGACUCCAUUCGAUCCCGAUGUCUACAUGGAUGCCGUCAAGUUCCUCCGUUACAAUGUGGUCUUCCUAACAUUCACAAAGACUCCUUCACCUAGCUUGGUGUCAGUGGUGCUGCGGGCCCAUGCACUGCAGAUCCGGACAGUCUACUUGACUCUCUUGGUUUCUGGGAAAAAUCAAGAUCUGGAUUCCAAAAGAAGAGCUAGCAUGGAUGCUCUGACAUCCCAGGGUGUCACACAGGCUAAAGUUUACUUGGUCAACCCGUCUUCACUGGAAACGUUGGACUUCCCUGCCUUGCUGGAAGACCUGGCCAAAGAACUCCCAGAGAUCAGGUGGUACGCCCUCUUGAUGGCCCUGCCCACGCUGACUCCUGCCCUGGUGAUUCAAAAGAAGGAAGCUUUUGGAGCUCUGGUGUGGGCAGCGGCCUCCCUAUCCGGCGGCGUCUCGACCAUCCCGGUGCCAUUCGUGGCCUCGGCAGUGGACUCCAGCGUGGCCGUGCGGGUUCUGUGCAAAGCGCAGGCAUCCCUUUGUCUCGACGACGCGUCCGUGGAGCGUCUGGCCCGCCAGCGAGGCCUGGAACCGGGCCCGCUCAAAGCUCUGCGGGUGUGCCCGCUCUCGGUGGAGGUCACCAAAGCAGAAGUCAAGAGGCGGCUGGCGUCGGUGGCGGAGAAGGACUGGUCCUCGUUCUCUUCAAGGCUGGUACAGAUGGCCGUGCCCAGACACGCUCGCUCGGUCGGACGCUCCUUCACCGCAAUGCUGCAUGCCUUGAACGCCGCUAUCGAUGACAUGGCGUCAGAUGCAGAGAAGAUUUUGAACUUUUGCUCAGAGAGGGCAAAAGACUGUAGGCUUUCUUGUUAGGAUCCAGUUUAGAAUAAAUGUUGAGUAGAAAUAAGUACAGUGCAGAUUUUUUUAAGUUUAAAAAUGACCAUACGGUGUGCCUCAAUUCAUCAUUGAGUAAGUUAUCCACUUGAGCAAAUACACACGAUAUAUACUAAAUAUUAACCACUGGCAUCCAUUGACAGCAUACAACGUCCAUUUGAUUUUGACUUGGAUAGGCUGCCAUUGAGAAAAAAUUGAGAGAAUGCUUGUACAUUUUUUUUCUCUUAUAUAGAUUUAUCUUUGAUUCAUGAAUUUUGAGCAAUGUGAUAUUGUUUUCGACUGAGAAAAACUGAUGUAUCGUAUAAAUGUUAUACAUAAUUUUCAUUAAAAGCAACUAUUUAAAUGGUCUGUAACGGUCCAUUCAAGCCUACAAUUUUAAAGAAAUGUAAUUUGCUGUAGUGCUGCAGCUAGCGAUUAUUUUAGAAGUUGAUUAAUCGAUGAACUAAUUCGAAUAAUUGAGUAAUCGGAUAAGGAACAUUGAAAAUUUAAAUAUCUGAGCUGAGCCUCAAACGGUAUUAAAAAUAAAUAAAUAAUGAUAUAAGUACAACAAAACAACAAUUAGCUAGGUUUCUUAGCAAAAGUCCGCUAGCUUAAAUGCUGUAAAAUGCUAGCUUUAAUUUUUUUUUUUUUUACAAUGUAUUAACAAAUGGUUCAAACUAGUGAUGCACAAUAAUACAUUUUUCAACCGAUACCGAUAACCGAUAAUUUCCUCCUCAUUCCAACCGAUAACCGAUAAUGUCAAGCCGAUAAUUCUAUUAAAAGAUUUAUGUAAAAUUUUAAAGUAUACAAAAGAGAAAAUAUUACUGUGCAAAAAUAGAAUUUAUUGCUCUUUUUUUCUACGUUAAAUAUGAACAAGUAGUCAAUUCCAACA
Molecule: messenger RNA, 16290 nt
Organism: Corythoichthys intestinalis (scribbled pipefish)
Lineage: Eukaryota; Metazoa; Chordata; Actinopteri; Syngnathiformes; Syngnathidae
Gene: irgq2
Product: immunity-related GTPase family, q2
Exons: 7
Coding region: 14247-15398 (383 amino acids)
Cellular component (GO): membrane
Molecular function (GO): GTP binding
Source: RefSeq, a predicted model, not a curated record